This is a messenger RNA of Labrus mixtus (cuckoo wrasse), 7394 nucleotides long. RefSeq names its product phospholipase D1b (gene pld1b). The transcript is spliced from 26 exons. The record is from RefSeq and is a predicted model, not a curated record. Gene Ontology annotation, molecular function: phosphatidylinositol binding; D-type glycerophospholipase activity. Gene Ontology annotation, biological process: regulation of microvillus assembly; phosphatidic acid biosynthetic process; intracellular signal transduction. NCBI's taxonomy places the organism in Eukaryota, Metazoa, Chordata, Actinopteri, Labriformes, Labridae. The coding region runs from base 539 to 3652 and encodes 1037 amino acids.
UUUUUUCUGCUUGACUCAAUAGAUUACUUGAUUAACCAAAAUGUGUGACUGAAAUGACGAUCAGUUAAAAGUUGAUGGAAAUUCCUUUAAAGGCACAUAGUCCCUUUAAUACAGACAGGUGUCUCAAACGGUAUCGGUCCCUCCCUCUUUUCUCAUUGGCUUUCUUUGAAGUCCUUGAAUGUCCCUCCAGCCAAUCACGUCUCCUCUCUGCUCUCUGUGGCUGGUCAGACUGAUUCUCCCCUCUUCUGUCUGUGUCCCGGCUGCACUCUGCUCCUCACCAGCUAGACUGUCUGCCUGGUCUGUGUGUGUGUCUGUGGAUGUGUGAGACAGUGUGUGUGUGUGUGUGUGUGUGUGUGUGUGUGUGUGUGUGUGUGUGUUGUAGAGAGUGUGCGUGUGAGUCAAUUUAAAAAAGCGUCUUCAGUUAUUUUGUUUCCUGACGGAGGAAGAGUUGAGAGGUGAUGAUGGUGAGGAUGAUGAUGGGCUUCCCUCAGCCUCUGUGGGCUCAGGUGAGCUCUGGGCUCCAGUCUGAGUGCUAACCAUGUUGCGGCAGUCCGACCCAAACUCCAGUACACUGCAGCUGGUUGCUAAUGAUAUGACCGACAUCAUGGAGAAGCUGGACACCCACGAGCUGGACCUGGAAGAUGGAGAGUACGACACAACCGACACCGCCACUCCAGCCGAUCAUUUACCUUUCACGGCAAUCUACAAGACGGUGGGUUUUAAGGAGUCCGCGGCCCAAGUGUUCCUGUCUUCACCGAUCACCGCUAAGAUCCUGGAGGUGGAGCGCUUCACCUCGGCUCAGGACCGCUUCAACAUCACCACGCAGAGGAGCAUCAACAAGUCGAUGCCGGCGGUGUUUAAGAUCGAGUUGAAGCACGGGGAGUUCACGUGGCUGGUGAAGAGGAAGGAGAAACACUUCAUGGAUCUGCACAGAGAGCUCAGGACAUACAAGACGUUCAUGAAGCUCCCGCUGCCCACACGCAGUCACACAGUGAAGAGGCAGUCGGCAGUAGAGGGGGGGAGACACAUGCCCACCCUGCACCGAGGAAGAGGAGACGAGCUGGGCAGAGAGGAGCAGGUUUCCAGUCGCAGGAAACAACUAGAAGAUUACUUGAAUAACCUGCUGAAGGUGCCAAUGUACAGAAACUACCAUGCAACGAUGGAGUUCAUUGAUGUUAGCCAACUGUCCUUUAUCCACGAUCUGGGACCAAAAGGCUUAGAAGGGAUGGUGCAGAAGAGAUCCGGCGGUCAUCGUGUUCCCGGGAUGAACUGCUGCGGUCGCAGUAAAAUGUGCUACCACUGGUCCAAACGCUGGCUGGUAGUGAAGGACUCGUUCCUGCUCUACAUGAAGCCGGACUCUGGUGCUAUCUCUUUUGUGAUGCUAGUUGACAAGGAGUUCAGCAUCAAGAUGGACUCCAAAGAAACAGAGACCAAACACGGCGUUCGCAUCGACAGUCUGUCCAGGUCGCUGGUGCUGAAGUGCAGCAGCUACAGACACGCCCGCUGGUGGGGUCAGGCCAUUGAAGGCUUCGUCCAGAAGCACGGCUCAGCCUUCCUCACCGACCACCGCUUCGGAUCCUUCGCCAGAGAGGAAGUUAACAUCCCCGCCAAAUGGUAUGUGAAUGGGAAGACGUACAUGGAAGAUGUGGCCGAUGCUCUUGAAGCGGCCAAAGAGGAGAUAUUCAUCACAGACUGGUGGUUAAGUCCAGAAAUCUUCCUCAAGAGGCCGGUUGUCGAGGGCAACCGCUGGCGUCUGGACUCCAUCCUGAAACGAAAAGCGGAACAAGGAGUGCACAUCUUUGUGAUCCUGUACAAAGAGGUGGAGUUAGCACUGGGCAUUAAUUCAGGAUACAGCAAGAGAACUCUCCGGCACCUCCACCCCAACAUCAAGGUGAUGCGUAAUCCAGACCACGUCUCAUCUGCCGUCUACCUGUGGGCGCAUCAUGAGAAGAUCAUCAUCGUCGACCAAUCGGUGGCCUUCGUUGGUGGGAUUGACCUCGCGUACGGUCGGUGGGACGACAGGGAACACCGGCUCACGGAUAUUGGGAGUGUGACACUCUCACAUUUGGAGCAAGCUGAAGCUGUCUCUCCCAAUAUGGCUGCCCCCGCUAACGGCAGUGGCGGGGUUUCCCAGCGCAAUGGAAAGGGCGUGUUUACGGUGACAGACUCGGUGGAUCAGCCCAAGCUGAAGUGUCAGGGGAGGUUGAAGAGGACCAGGUUUAGUAUCAAGAGACACCUACAGAAACGCGGGCUUGCCAGCGCUGACAGCGACAGUGACCUGGAAGACGAAGCCAGGAGCGGCUCAGUGCGUAGUCUUCAAACCGGGGUGGGAGAGUUGUUUGGAAACACGCGCUUCUGGCACGGAAAAGACUACUGCAACUUUGUGCACAAGGACUGGAUUCAACUGGACAAACCGUUCGAUGAUUUCAUAGACAGACACACAACUCCCAGAAUGCCUUGGCAUGACAUCUCCUCGGUGGUUCAUGGGAAAGCAGCUCGAGACGUGGCCAGACACUUUAUUCAAAGGUGGAACUUCACAAAGCUGGUGAAGCCAAAGUACAGCUCGCCGUCGUUCCCGUGUCUGCUGCCCAAGUCUCACACCACCGCUGGAGAGCAGAGAUACCAAGUCCCCAACUGCACCCCCGCCAAAGUACAGAUCCUUCGCUCAGCCUGUGAUUGGUCCGCUGGCAUCAAAUACCACGAGGAGUCCAUCCACAACGCUUACGUCCACGUCAUCGAGAAGAGCGAACACUUCAUCUACAUAGAGAAUCAGUUCUUCAUCAGCUGUGCCGACAACCGACAGGUUUUCAACAAGAUAGGAGACACUAUUGCUGAGCGUAUCAUCAAAGCAUACAGGGAGGGUAAACGGUACCGCGUGUACGUGGUGACGCCUCUGCUGCCUGGCUUUGAAGGAGACAUCAACACUGGAGGGGGCAGCGCCAUCCAGGCUGUCAUGCACUUCAACUACAGGACGAUGAACAGAGGCGACCACUCCAUCAUCUCGCAGCUCAAGAGAGAGAUGGGGGACCACUGGAUGAACUACAUCUCCAUCGCUGGUCUGAGGACUCACGCAGAGCUGGAGGGAAAACUGGUCACCGAGCUCAUCUACGUCCACAGCAAGAUGCUAAUCGCAGACGACAACACCGUCAUCAUCGGGUCUGCAAACAUCAACGACAGGAGCAUGCUGGGAAAGAGGGACAGCGAGGUGGCGGUGAUCGUGGAGGACUCGGAGACGGUGACGGCUGUGAUGGAUGGUCAGGAGUACCAGGCUGGAAAAUACGCCCUGCAGCUCCGCCUCGAGUGCUUCAAGAUGAUCCUCGGCGCUCACACCGAUCCCUCCAUCGACGUGUCAGACCCAAUCAGUGAUCACUUCUAUAAGGAGGUGUGGAUGGCCACCUGUGCUCGCAACGCCACCAUUUACCAGAAGGUUUUCCGUAGUCUGCCAUCCAGCGACGUCCGUAACAUCUUCGAGCUGGAGGGCUUCCUCGCCAAGCCGGGCCUGGACAAGGAGGACCCGAACAAGGCUAAGGAGGAGCUGAAGAAGAUCCGCGGCUUCCUGGUCCAAUUUCCUCUUCAGUUCUUGUGCGAGCAGAAUCUGCUUCCUCCCAUGGGCUCCAAGGAGGCCAUGGUGCCCAUGGAGGUGUGGACCUGAGAGCGAGAGAGAUAGAGAGAGAGAGAGAGAGAGCGCCUCAACCGUGAGUUCAUGUGUUCAGGCACAGCAUGCUGGAGGAUGACAGGUCCAAUUGUGCAAUCUGAUGCCAUUUUAGAAAUCUUUGCGGCUAAAACGGCUUUUAAACGUUUUUUUUUUAAAUCACAGCUUGAAGGGAAAUCUGCUGUUUAAGUGUCAAAGUGUUUUUUAGUUCCAAAAAACAACUAAAAACUGCUCUGAUAUAAUGUGUCUGUGGCUUUUAGUCACUUGUUAGCACAUAGAUAUCUACACUAAAGAGAUUCAGGUUGGUUAACCCCUGAAUUCAGGCUGUCAGGCACAUUUUGUCCUUUAAAUCUUUGUCCCACAGGAGUUUCCAGCUCCUGGUCUGCAGGCUCUUGGUUGCUCAUUGACUAUUUUCUGCAACAAAAAAAACAAAUAUAAUAAUUAGAAUUCUAACUUUGAUGUUACUGCAUUAGAAGCGUCAGGUUUUUGCAGUCCAUAAGAGCUUCUAGUAUAAGUCCGACAACUUAAUUAUACUGCUCUGCAUUAAAAAAAAUAUUUUAAUGUUGGACUUCUUCACACAUGCAGGAUUUGAUUGCACGAUUUAAACCCCACAAAAGUUUUAAAAUAAACUCAAGUUCUGAUAGUUUAGCUUGAUGAAAAGGUUUGGGGUCUGAGAGGACAGUCUGCCUGCAGGACUGAACCCAGGGUGUGCAACACUUGGUUUUAUUAGAAAAGAGACUGCAAUCUAAAGAGUUUUCUGCCUUAAAUUGCAGCCAAAAAGGAAUUCCAAAAUGGCAUCAGGUGUGGGUGUAAACAGUCUCUGUAACAGCAGUGCCACUGAAUGCACAAGAAUAAUAGGAAACUUACAACACAGACAAGGAAUCAUUGGAAAGACAUGAAGAGUGACCGAACUUAUUACAUUUUAAACAAAUGGAACAUGCAAACAAACGUGAAUUCAAACCUUGGAGAGAAGUCGACCAGCAGACGAGCUUUGGACUCUAGCGUGCCUGAACACCCCGGGCCUCAUGUUUACACGAAAACAGCUCACUCCUUCAUUGUCUUCAUAACACUAUGCAACGUUCAGGUCUGGCAAACGCAGCUCUGACUCUUCCGUGAUGAGAGAGGACGGUUUGAGAGACACUAAAAGACACUUUACCGAAGAGGACCGUGGUGCAGAGAAGGGGGUGAAGAGCUGGACGGAGCUGUCAGCCAUUUUUAAAAACCUUUGAUAUCUCUGAAGUCCUGAUUUUAAUAUUUAUGUCAAACAUGAAAUCACAAGUGCCAAAGGCGAUGAUGUUUAACAGUAAGUACAUUCAUUUACAUUCCUCAUACUGUGGAUCCAACCUUAAGUGACCUGUUUUAUGCUCUGGUCUUUGUAGUUCAUUUGGUGGCGCUUUAUUUUCCUGUAGUUUAAUCAUAUUUUCCUGGGAAGUCUCUUUCAGCACCAGAUUUCAACAGGAAUUGUGAUAAAUAAAGUUGAGUAAAAAUGAAGUGAAAAACAAACAUUGUAGACUUUAUCCCCCUCUCUGUCAGCGUGUGUAUGGAUUUGUCUUUCCAUCAAACUGCCAGGAAAUUACAGUCAAAUAAAACGCCACCGUUCUCUUUUGAGCCACAUUUCCCACAGAUUCAUGCAUUCAUUUUUACGAGUUAUUAAGAUGCUGGGUUUCAUUCAUUGUCAAGAGGCAGAAAUCCCAAAGCAACAGCAAACGGAUUCGUUUUUAGCAACUUUUCAAAACAAAUCUGAUCACAAUUUACUUUGAAUAUAUGUUUAAGAUGGCUGUUUUCCUCUGAGGUUACAUUCAGGGUGGGUGUUUUUAUAAUGCUGCGCUGCUUUAGUUCAGGAGUUUUGCUGAUUGUCAAAAAAGAAGGGAAUCUGAAAUUUAGACAUUAUAUCACCGCUCCUUAAUGGCCCGAUGUUCCUCUUCUUUACGCUUUUAUUGAAUUUUGCAGUGGGAAAUCAUCAGGCAUCUAUGUGUAUCAAUUUCUACACGUUCAUUACUUGAAAACCUGUGACUUCUGGCAAAAGUGUCUUAUUGAAAGUUUCAUCAAUAGAUCUUAUUUUGCUAAUUGGAAGCUUUUUAACAAAUUAACACAAUAGAGAUCUCUGGAAAUUAAUCAUCACAGGAAAGUAGUGAAUAAAUUGUGUAGAUGCAUGUCAGCUCAGGGCUUCUGUUGUGUUUUUUUUGUUGUUGUUGUUGUUUUUGCUGGAAACAGCUGCCUGCAGCAUCUAAAUACAAAGCUGAGGAUAAACUAAAACAGUUCAUGUUGCAUGAAACAAAAACUGUACAGUGAAAGACGCCAAAACAGACUCAGCGAUUUCAAGAGGUGCUGGGGAGCCUGUGAUAACUCUUUGUGUGAUCAUCACUGAGCAUAAGCACACUGUUAGCUCCAGCAACAACACUAUAAGCACACUGUUUCUUCAUAGAGUAGUUCUUACGUUUGGCCUAAAACGUCACCCUAAACUCAUAAUGAAUUUGAGAUCAAUCUUCACCUGCUGCAUCUGAAAAUACCCAUGCUGAUAGUUUGUUACUUUUGAAUUCACAGUUUGUUUCUACUGCCCCCAUGUGGACAAAAAGUCAAAUUUAUUGGUGCAACAGUUACAUUUUGCAUUAAUUUAUCAUAUCUUACUCAAAAUCAUUUCAAAGUUAGAAACAGUGGUACCAUGUUCACAUCAUGGUCAUCAGAAUCUGUCAUUUAGAAACCUCCUGGGUGACUUCAUUUCUGGAAUGAAAACUCAAACAGUUGCUUCUGGAUUUCUGAUUUUCUGACAUUUCUGGAAUGCAGCAUCGUCGGUGUCUUCCUCUUUGGUCUUUAAAAUGAAGUGCAUGUGAUGAUUUUUUUGUGCAAUAUAUUUGACCUUGAAAUGAUGCGUGCAGCAUGUCAGCAGCUCUUUGCCAUUAAACAUUAACAGAUAACAGCAUGAAUCCUGUGAGCUGAACGAUUGCCUUGAAAGCCAUGAAUAUUAUUUUAUUCUAAACUCUGUGCCUGUCUUUAAGCUGUGUGUCUGCAAGAUACACCUGAAUGCUUCUCUACUUUUAAUAUUUAUGGAUGAUCGGACCUUAAAUGUGCUCUUUUUUUGUUGUAUUCUUCUUCUCUACCUCUGUGGGUUUCUACCUCCUGCUCCAGUCCACAUUUUUAAUGUUUGUGAUGGAUUAAGAAAAAUCAGGAAUAUUUGCAGCUUUGCCCAAAAUGAACCAAGUGAAGUCCCCUAAAUAUAAAACACUGUGGUAUGCACAAAUAGUCCGUUUCAAUCUAAAAUGAAAUAUAAAAAACAACAAAAAGAUCAAUUCAACCUCUAGAGGUGUAUGUUAAAUAGCUAAUGAAGGGGAUUUUGGAUUACAUUUGUUGAUUCACUUUUUUCGUGCAUCCAAAAAAAACAGAAUUGAAGCCAAAAAUGUGGAAAUAGUUUUAGAUGGUUUUAUAGGUGCAGUUUCCAGGUGGAGCAUUAAAAUAAAUAACAAAUGUUUGGCACCUGGUGUAAAUGGGCCUUAAACCUUUAAAAGCAUGGCCUCAUUGUCCUCCCUCCUGGGCUGCAGAGGUUUGAAAAACACUAACCUGUCCUGUUAUUUUCUCUGGCUUGAGUCACUGUGUCUUUGUAUGAAAAUGCACUAUUUGCACAGACUGUUGUUUGCUUGUUUUGAUCCAUUAAUUGAUCUGCAGUAUCACGUCAUGUGAAGUUUAUUUGUGAAAUGAUGGAAUGAAUAAAUGAUGUAUUGAUAAAUCAUUCAAAUGGAUCAGUCUG